UAUUAACAUACUUUUUAUGUUAUUUCUGUAAAAUUUUUCAUAAUUUUUCCUUGUUGACACAAUGGUGAGUAUAGAAAAUGAGGACGUGGAAAAAAUUUUGGAAAUAAUCGAAGAGCACCGAAAAUCCUUAACGUUAACCAGCCGCUUGGACUUCAAAGAUGAACGAAGGCAAAAAAGCAGCAUCACAACCGAUUGGGAAUCGGUCUUGAAGGACGAUGAAACGAAUAUUGCGCAAGUCAACACUGAAGACACACAAAGCAACCACAUGCAUGCGGGAUUUAUGGAAUACGAGCGUCCUUUGGAGGAAUUCUGCACAGGCUCGAAAUACGAGGGGUCCUGGAACACCCUGGGCUUCUCUGGGUAUGGAAAAUACAUAUUCCCCCAUGGGCCGACGUACGAAGGGGAAUUCAGCGAUGGUUUGUUUCAUGGUUCUGGCCAAAUAACCUACACAACUGGCGAUAAGCAGAAAAUAUUGUCUGCUAUAUUUCGAAAUGGUGAUAUCUUGGAAGAUACAGUUUCCUUUCAAGUGGGGGUCAAAAAGCUUACAGCUACUAACAUGGAAUAUUGCAUUAUGCCCGAUAGAAGAUUUAAUAUCGAGUUGAGUUUAAACCCUUUACCGGCAGUCACGGAUGAGUAUCUAACAAACGCUGAAACUCCUAGAAAGUUAUACGAAAAAACGUACGAUGUUGGUAACGGAUAUUUUGAUGUAAAAAGAAAUGUAAUAAUAGAGGAUGACCCUGAAGAACAACAAGCUAAAAUAUUAAUCCCGAAAAAAGAACACCAAGAUUGGAUUGUUGCGCACUGCAGGGCCGACAAAGACUUUCCGGUAGGUCAUCAACCAUCCCUUUAUGAAUUCUGGAUGGCAGGUCGAACUAUGGAACGCGUGAGAAGUGGUUUCCUCGUGAAAGAAGAUUCACAAUCAAUAUCCUACAGAGAUUCCACGGAUUCUGAAGAUAUAACCGUUAUUACAUCUGAAGCGAAUAGUACGGUGGGGAGUACAUCUUUAGCUUAUGAUAAUCUUGCUAAAGCAAUCAGCGAGAUAAAACUUCUAUUGCACAGUGUCAAUGAGAAUAUAUGUCCGCAAGAUAGUGUUUCCGAUAAUGUAGCCAUCAAUUAUAUGGACAGUAUCAUAGACUAUAUACAAAGGCAAUACGUUGGACUAUCGGACAGCAAUAUCAUGGAAGAACACGAGCAAAGCGUCCAAGAUGGGAGAAGCAUCCCGUCCACCUACCCUGAUGAAGAUAUCAAAGAGUACCUCAAAAAAAUGUCACCCGGGGGUUACGAAGAAACACCAAUAAAACCUAUAAAAAUCAGGUCGAAACAAGUUGUUACCAGGGAAACGUACCAACUACAUUCAGACGAUGAUGACGAUGACGAUGAACCCAUGUCUGAUGUGGACUUUAGUCUGGAAGACUUGGACGAUGAUUUGGAUCUCUUAUCCGAAACAAUCGAGAAAGUUGAAGAGGAUGAUGAGGCUAAGGAAGAUGAGGCUGAAGAAGAUGACGUUGCAGGAGAUAUGAACGAAGACGGCUAAAUUUAUGUUAAAUGUAAGAUAAAGUAAUAAAGCCAUGGGCAAAUUUAAUUAAAUUGUGACAUAUGUUCUUAGAACGACAUUGCAUUGUAACCUUUAAUUUGAAUUAUGGAUUGAAACACA
Brassicogethes aeneus is the source of this 1654-nucleotide messenger RNA. Lineage: Eukaryota; Metazoa; Arthropoda; Insecta; Coleoptera; Nitidulidae. The record is from the annotation of a GenBank genome assembly.